Molecule: messenger RNA, 1468 nt
Organism: Seminavis robusta
Lineage: Eukaryota; Bacillariophyta; Bacillariophyceae; Naviculales; Naviculaceae
Source: the annotation of a GenBank genome assembly
UGGCGAUCUUUUUGCAGCCACAACAGGCUAGAUCUAGACCUACCAGUAUGACCCCGUUCAGUUUCAUGAUGUUGGUGAGGAGCAGUCCGGCGGUACCACUACCGGUACCAGUUCAAGAAUUCCCGUUCAGAACAUUACACUUUAGAAAUCUAUUAGUUUCGACAGCCGAAAGCGGUGUUGUUGUAGUGUGAAAGAGGAGAUGAAACAAGUUGGGAAGUGGCACCCUAGGUCAUCCGUCAAGCCUCCAGGUUUCCUCCUCAUCGUUUUGUGUCUGACAUUGCAACCAUUGCAAGGGUUUGCUUCCAUUCCAUUUCGAAGUAUCCGAUUCGCCACCACUCCAAUUGCUGGAUUCCCCAUUGGUCAUCGUCGUCGAGUCAUGUCGUCGUCGAUAUCUUCUGCCAGUGCCGAUGCACUUCCUCCCAGAGGGGGAGGAGGAAAAGAUGAUGAUGCUCCAAAGGAGACUUACGACAGCCUUGGCAAAAAGGCCCUUGAGAGUAUCCGAUUCUGCGCCAUGGCGUCGAUUGGCUCGGCCGCCAUGGAUGUCGUGGGCGGUUUACUGAACCAAGUGUUUCCCAGUGCCCCAGAUAUCGUGGACCCAGUCCUUCAAAAAGUGAAUAUUCGAAACAUGUUGGAAUCUGUGGCGCUGGUGGAUUUUGUCUACCGAAUUGGGUUUGGUUUGGGACUUUUUGCCGUCUCCAAGGUAUAUGCCAAGGCUAUGGAAAACACUCAAAAGAAACUGAGCAACCAGGAACUCUUCGAUUUGUCUCGGAUCAUGUCCUAUUUGUGGGGUGGAGGAACCGUACUACUGACCCUGGCGGGGUUGGCGGACGCGGCAAUUCUAAAAGAAGAUGUGGCCAACAAUGCACACUUGUCCAAGAUUGUAGGCCCCGAGAGCUUUGGGGCAUUGGCCGUAGCGAGUUUUGCAGCCGCUGUUUUUGCCUCGUCCGCUGCCGAGCAAGAUAUUUCCAAACAAUUCCCGCUGUCCAACAAAGACGAGUCUGAUGAUAAAGAAGCAGUCAAGCCUUCCAAAGUACGAUCCACGGGUUUCACUGCGGCGCGCAACAUGGCACUGUGCAUGGGAUCCCUGGGCGUCGUGGGAGUAAUUGAUAUUCUGAUACCGAUGUUGAGGCCCAUGGAAAUUAUGGACCGUGUGUUUGGUCUGUCUGAGGUCUAUGAAGACGUUGUCUAUUUCCUCCUCUUGAAAACUUUGAAUGGUUGCUUCCGGAGGGCCAUCGCCGAGGCAACAGACGGGAAACAGAGCCCAGCCGAGUCCAAUUCACUCCUGUUCGAUGCACAACGCAAAUUUUACAAGAAACUCGGUGAUACGUUCCUGUUUACAGCGGGGUUCCAACUACUGCUACCACUUUAUCAAGCUGGUGUCACAAUAUGGAAGAUGAUCACAUCAUAGAACGAAACGUAGUUAGGCAAGAAAUUAUCAGGAAGGAUGUUUGAAAACAGAUCUUUUGCU